GUAAGCAAAACAUAUUUUUGGCUGUGUCACUUGGUCGAUACCAGUCACGUUUCAGAAACUUGUGCUGUGUAACUUUUAAGGAUUGAGGAACUGCAACUCUUUAAACCCGUAAAUGUUUAAAAACGCCCCAAGAAACCAAGGCUACGAACUAGCCCCUCCUCCUUAUGAGGCUGAUUCCAGUAGACGUUUCUCAUACGAAGACGAAGAAAAUAUAGGCGAUGACAUGAUUAAAGAAACUGUUGCCAAUAGCAGCGUGGAAAUCAGAAUGCAAUUCGUUAGAAAAGUUUACAGUAUCUUAUGUGCUCAAAUUUUGGGUACAGCUAUCUUGUCAACUGUCUAUAUGACUAGUGAAAAUACCAAGAUUUGGGUUCAAACCAAUCCUUGGAUGUUAUUCUUAUCAAUGUUUGGGUCUAUUUGUGUACUGCUUUCUCUCAUGUGGAAAGCACGUUCUACUCCUCUCAACUAUUAUCUUUUGGCUUUAUUCACACUUCUUGAAAGCCACAUGGUCGGGACAAUUGUGACUUUUUACGAUCAAAGGAUUGUUGUACAGGCAUUACUUAUUACGUUUGGGGUUUUCUGUGUUCUGACCCUAUUUACUUUCCAAUCAAAAUGGGAUUUUAGCGGAAUGGGCCCAAUUUUAUUUGCUGGUGUCUUUAUCCUUCUUGUAGCUGGUUUGGUACUUCCAUUUUCUGAAGGUACUGAGUUACCCUUGGCAAUUGGAGGUGUCGUUGUUUUCUCUGGCUAUAUCAUUUUCGACACUUACUUGAUAUUUAAUCGUUUCUCACCUGAAGACUAUAUCAUGGCAUCAACUAGUUUGUAUCUAGAUAUGAUCAACCUAUUCCUUCGUGUACUUCAAAUUCUGAAUGCAAGUUCAAGAGACUGAAGUAUUACCUUUCAAUUCCCAUUUAAUAUAAAUAGUCGUUAUUAAAUAACAUCUGUUUUAUGCAUUUGGAUAGCUAGCAGAAAAGAUCUCGGACAAGCAGUCUAA
Mucor mucedo is the source of this 988-nucleotide messenger RNA. Its product is annotated as inhibitor of apoptosis-promoting Bax1-domain-containing protein. NCBI's taxonomy places the organism in Eukaryota, Fungi, Mucoromycota, Mucoromycetes, Mucorales, Mucoraceae. Gene Ontology annotation, cellular component: membrane. Bases 113 to 883 code for a protein of 256 amino acids. The transcript is spliced from 5 exons. The record is from RefSeq and is a predicted model, not a curated record.